Messenger RNA from Megalobrama amblycephala (Wuchang bream), 2549 nucleotides. Its product is annotated as sterile alpha motif domain-containing protein 3. The record is from RefSeq and is a predicted model, not a curated record. Lineage: Eukaryota; Metazoa; Chordata; Actinopteri; Cypriniformes; Xenocyprididae. The transcript has 6 exons. Bases 491 to 2248 code for a protein of 585 amino acids.
AAUCGGUCUCGGUAUGUUGUGAUGGAGAAACGGAGCUUUUCUAAACUCCGAGUCAAUUGAAUCAGUUGCUUCGCAGUUUCUAAACGAUUCACUGUUUCGAGUCGAUCGAAUCACUGCACGCGCAGAGCGACACAAACAUCAAUUACAUAUUUUAUAAACUAAAUGAAAGUGUUUUCAUGAAAGUUCAAUCUGUUAAACGUAUUCUACAAGUCUUUAGAUACUAAAUAUAAUUCGUAAAUAACUAAGUUCGUAUUCUGUGUUACUCUUGUAUUAAUUUGAAAUCUGGUUUUAAGUGUUUUUGAGAGUGUCUGUCUAGUCAGGAAAGUUAGAAUCAAUGAAGUAUCGUCUAAAAGAGUCAGUGCUGUCAGAAAUGCUCUGCUUUCCGCAUCUGAAGUCAUAAUUACACGUUAUAGUAGUUUGUUGUUGGCAAUCAUGGAGUACGCCAUGUUCAUGCUCACUUAUUAGUGUGGAAAUCUUAUUAAAAGACAAAAUGUUUUAUAUAUUCACCACUUCCAGGAAAACUCCUGGUUCAGCUGAGAUCCACGUUACAAAGAUGUCGUUUAUUAAAGAGGAGAGUGAAGACAUGGGGAUUGAAGCAGUCGGAGUUAAACAUGAAGAUACUGAGCAACAAACAGUUGCGCCAGUGUCUCAUCCGGCCAAACUUCGUAUCAUUCUCCAGGACCAUGACAUUCGCAAACUGGACUUGCCUCAUGGAAUCCCUGGCAGUGUAAAUGAACUUGAGUAUAUUGUGAGAAAGACAUUUGGCCUUGCUGGGAACUUUACUUUGCAUUAUAAGGAUCCUGAUUUCGGAGAGGAAUAUUUCUCUCUUACCUCAACAAGCGAAAUCAAGGACAAGGACACAAUUAAAGUGAUUCACAUUGUUGAACCUCCUACACUCACACUGACUUUUACCAAUGUGGAUAAUUCCAUUAAAAGUGCGUCAAAGACCUCCAUCCAGACCUCAGCAUCCUCGGUCUACACUUCAGUGACCUCCAUCCUUCCUUCAAACAGCAGUUCCUCUCCUGGAUCACUGGAUACAUCGAUUCUUUCGUCACCUGAACACAAGACUCAACGUUCACAGCGAUGGCCUACUGUGUUCCCAGUACCUCGCUUUGCCUAUGAUACAGAGCUCGUGCUUGCUUCAGGAAAUGAAGCUUUCAAGAAGGACGGAUUUCAACUCAACUUCACCUCAAUCCUUCCAGACAUCCUGGAGAAACUGGCCGAAAGCAUCUUUCAGUAUGUGGCCUAUCCAACAAGCGCACAGUUGUCUGAUGUCGCCGAGGCGCUGAUUCAGAAACAUCCUUGCCUUAAAGAGCCGGGCUCAUAUAAUGGAUGCUACGGAUGGCGACAAAGACUAAAGUAUAAAAUGGGCAACUAUAGAUCGAAACUGAGAAAUCUUGGGUGCCCUGAGCUCGAUGUGAACUCUCUCAAAAAGAAGCGAGCACAUGAAAAAGCACCAGCGAAGAAUAUUAAAAAGCCAAGAAAGGCAGAGGUGAACUUUUUGCCGCCUCACCCACAAGGAGAAACCGAAGAAAGCUUGGAGCUUGAACGGUUGGAGCUCCUUAAUGAAGUAAAGAUGAGGAACAAUUAUCAGAUCAUCAGUGAGAAGAUGGCAAAGACAUUCUCCAUUCGCAGGCAGGAAGUUGUCAGUCACGCACCAUCAGUCAUUGAGUUAAAAGACAGAUGGCCUGCUCUUUUCUGUGCAGAUCAGAUAAACGAAGAAUUCACAAGGAUCACCACUGUUAACCUGGAGGCCAUGUUUAUGGCAAAACUAGACCAGUACUUCCCGAAAAUAACGUCCUUGGUGUUGACAAGAAGAGGACCUGCAAAAAUGAAUAUUCAUCGUAUAAGGAACAUGCUGCUAGAGGAUUAUUCUCUGGAAAGGAGGAGAGAGGCUGCUAUCCGUUCCUUAAUGGUGCAUCUCAGAGAAAAAGAGGAAGAUCUCUUUAAAGAGUGCUUGAAUGAUGAGGAUAAUACCAAUGAAGUGAUGAAGAUUAUUAUAUCUAGAGGAGCCACAACAUCUGACCCAACCAGAGCAAGAAUUGUGAUUGAGGGAACAGAAGUCCAGGAAGACCUGGAAGUACCCAGAGCCUGCGCACUGCUAAUGGGGCUGAUAUACGCACUCAACCUCAGCUACCCAAAAGAACUGAAAAAUACCUUUGAGGCAUUUCAAAAGAUCUUCCUUGAGCUGGAUGAUCUGAAACCUAGCCCGAAGGUAAUGUCUCUAAAAAACAAACUGCUGUACUAAACUCUAGAAUUAGUCUGCUGUCAUCAAUCCCAAAUGUUGCACUGUGUUGCAAAAGUAAAAGUUUUCUUGUGCAUAAAACUACAGCAGCUGUACUGUUAACAGUGUAUUAGGAACACCUGGAUAAAAAAUGAAUGCAGUUUAAAGCAACAGCCCAAGCAAAACUGUUUAAAAACACUGCAUUCGUUUUCGCUAGGUGGACCCAAUAAACUAGAGAUUGAGUGUAUAUUGUUCAAAUCCAUUUAUCUUGUUCUUCUCUUUUUUUCCUUUUUUGGAAAUAAAACCACAUGUACUUAAUUACAAA